This is a messenger RNA of Larimichthys crocea (large yellow croaker), 3650 nucleotides long. It is a transcript of the gene atxn7l3a, whose product is annotated as ataxin 7 like 3a. NCBI's taxonomy places the organism in Eukaryota, Metazoa, Chordata, Actinopteri, Sciaenidae. The coding region runs from base 355 to 1464 and encodes 369 amino acids. Gene Ontology annotation, biological process: positive regulation of DNA-templated transcription; regulation of transcription by RNA polymerase II. Gene Ontology annotation, cellular component: DUBm complex; SAGA complex. The transcript has 14 exons. The record is from RefSeq and is a predicted model, not a curated record. Gene Ontology annotation, molecular function: transcription coactivator activity.
AAGCCGGAAGUCGGUUUUAUUUUUCGGUUUGGCUCUACGUAGCUGGCCUCCUCGUUGUCAAGCGGGUUUGCAACGUUAAUUUAAUCGACACCUGCGACAACAACAAACAAUAUAAAGGAGGAUUUUGUUUGCACCGACGAUGACAGGAUGAACGUCGCUGAACCCCGGGCUUCCUGUUAACGUGUUUCUGACCUGACACGGUGGUGAUGUUGCCUCCCUCACAGAAACUGCCUGGCUCGGGCUGAGUUUUCGGUAUGACAGGAAUGAAGGCAUAUCUGCAACAAGUGUUGAUAACUGUUUUAAAAGUCAGCAUCUCAUUACCUUGCUAUCAAGAUUUCCCACACAGAUUUUCAAAUGAAAAUGGAGGAUAUGCCCCUGUCAGGCCCAGACAACACCAAGCUGGAGGCCUUGGUCCAUGACAUCUACUCUGAGCUGGUGGAAGAUGCCUGUUUGGGCCUGUGUUUUGAGGUACAUCGUGCCGUGAAACAGGGCUAUUUCUUCUUGGAUGAAACGGACCAAGAGAGCAUGAAGGAGUUUGAAAUUGUGGAUCAGCCAGGAGUGGACAUUUUUGGCCAAGUGUACAAUCAGUGGAAAAACAAAGAGUGCGAGUGCCCGAACUGCAAAAGAUUGAUCGCAGCUUCUCGCUUCGCCCCACACUUGGAGAAAUGUCUCGGCAUGGGACGCAACAGCAGUCGCAUCGCCAACCGCAGGCUGGCCAGCAAUAAUAACAUGAGCAAAUCAGAGAGUGAUCAGGAAGACAACGAUGACCUCAACGAUAACGACUGGUCGUACGGGGCAGAAAAAAAAACCAAGAAGAAAAAGUCAGAUAAGAAUCAAAAUUCUCCAAGACGAUCCAAAUCCAUAAAACAUAAAAAUGGUGAGCUUGGGAGCAGCGUCAGUUCAGAGCCUUACAAGUACAACUAUAACACCGGCAUCAGUUAUGAAACUUUAGGCCCUGAUGAAGUCAGAUCCCUUUUAACAACGCAAUGUGGGGUGAUCUCUGAGCACACCAAGAAGAUGUGCACCAGGUCUCAGCGAUGCCCCCAGCACACGGACGAACAGAGGAGGGCCGUCAGGGUGUUCCUCCUGGGGCCGUCCGCGCCGUCGCUGCCUGAUGCCGACGCCGCUGUGGAGAACGACAGCUUUGACAUUCCAGAUGGACAGACCUUGAUGAGCCGGCUGCAGUGGGAAGACUCCCCUGAUAUUUCACCCGCCGACUCCGCUUCGUCUAAAGCCAGCACCAACCAUUCAGAUUCUAGGAGACCCAAGAAAAAGAAGAGGACUUCUCUUGGUAUGAAUAGUGGAGGAGGAGGGGGAGGAGGAAGUCUGACUGGAGGCGGUGGUGGUGGCGGUGGCGGCAGCAGCAGCAGCAGCUCUCAGAGUAAUAUCAGCUUAUCGACCAAAAAAAAGAGGCCCAAACUCUCAGCACCUUCUAUUUCCAGUAUCUAUGAUGACUUAAAUUAACAUAAACCCUGUCUGUCAGACCAGUUCUUGCAUCCUCUAUGAAGUCCCUCCACUCAUACCUACAUUUACAGGCCUGGACAGGAUGGGACGACUUACUAAUUCAGCCUUGACAAAUCAGGCAGUUUAAUGAACGUUUGUUCUUCUGUAUUAUGAACACAGCUUUCUAAAAAAACUGUGGACGGUCACAGAGUCCAAUCAGAGUAUCUACAGGAACUCAUUGUGAAAACCCCACCCUAAAACAGACUUCACCUGCUGCUUAUUCGAGUGGUUUCGGUUCAACCACUGACGUUUCGUGGCUCACACAUGAGUUCAUUCCAAAGGUGUUGGAUGGGGGUUAAGAUCAGGGCUCUCUGCAGGUCAGUCAACUGGGAAAACAAUUUCUCUACGGCUUUUUGAAGCACACCAUUGGCUAAAACAUCAUUUAUUUACUUUAAUUAGUACUACUGAUUAAAAACCAGCCCCUGGUACACAAAGGUAAGUUGUCUGGGGUGUCCACAUUCUUUAGUCUGUCUCUGCUGUUCAGUUUUUUUUUUUUCAAACUCAAAAUAGUAGGAAAAACAUUUGUGGUGUCACUGGGACCCCUAAAACGAUACCAUAAAUGACCUUUUUCAUUGCAGCCGUUUUAAUACAGGUUUAAUUAAUAGUAAUAUUAAGGGCUGCACUCCAUUUAGCUUUCAUGAUUUCAGCGCCCUGCCACUGCGCAUGCUUGUUUUUACUGAUAACACCGCCAUUAUUGACUGAAUUAAUGUCACCUGAGAGUCAGAUAGACCUUUUUUCACAGCAGCCAUUUUGUCAUGAAAUAGUAAACACAGGUGUUUUGCAGUGAUGCUCAAAAUGGCUGCUGUGGAAAAAGACAAAAAGAAAACAUCCAACAUACCUUUUCUCAUUACGUUUUUUUUUUUCAAACUACUUUUAAGUUUAAGCACGAACAAGUCUUGAAUUUGGCUUUCUGAAACCUUCAGGUACUCUGUCAUCGUUGGCCUCCCUGUGAGCCGCCCCCCCACCUCUGUUUUUUUUGGACUGUGUGUUCAUUUUCACUCGCGUAUACUGGAGUACUCAUCAGUGGCUUUUUAAUUCUAGCAUCGUAUUGCACAGUCGUGUGGGAGUGCCUCUGUAUGCUGACUCGCAUCCAGUGUGAACGUCACUUUUUUUUGUGUCGUGCGUGUGAGUGUGUGUGGUUAGAGGGUGCGUAUGUAAUCAUUUCUAUUUUCAUAAAACUAUGCAUCCUAGAAUGUGACAUUUUUUGUGAAAGUAUGCGUGCCAUUUUAAAUAUUUAACUCUUCCUGUUUACAUCAACAAUAUAUUUAAGUUUGAAUUUUGUCGCUGCCUGUGCAGUGAUUCGAUAUGUAUAUUAUUUGUGUGUAAAUGCAGAUUUUGAUAUUUGAUGAGCCACUAGGCUUUUGGGGCACAUGUACAGUACGUGUAUAUAUGAUGUGUGAUGGAAAAUGAAUCAUGAAUCCAGUGCAAGUUUCUUUCCUCAGUACAAACUUUAUCCACAUGUAUUUUCACUCAGUUUCUGCUUAGAACUCACGUCAUACAUGACAUAGAUCAGUGCUGCAGUUCAGCUUGUCAUUCAUGGUCAUGAGUGAGAAGUCUGCAUCUUUAGAAGCCUAUAACCAACAAUGUCUAAUGUAAACGUUGUAAGAUAUUAUACAUGCUUUAGCGGUCGAACGCACUAUUUCACUAAUCCUGCGCUUGCAGCUUUUCACAGUCGAUGUCUUCAUGAACAUUUUCGUCUUUCUUUUAUAAAUCGGCUUCACAAACUGUUGCAGAUAUUAAUGCAGUCAAAAGUGCAUAGUUGAUUACAAGGAUAAUGUAUUUUAUUUGUAUAUAUAUAUCAGGACAUCGCUGUUAAACUUAGGGACUGUAUGAAAAUUUAAAUUGGGGUGUUAGGGUGCAAGUAUACGCCACCAGAGAGCUUGAUGGAUGGAAUACUUCCUAAAAACCUCUAAUGUCAGAAUUGUGGAGACGGUGUGCCACAGUUCCACAAGUCAUUUUCCCAGAACCGAGCCAGGGUUUGAUCCUCUCACUUUGAAGCUAUUUUACUAUCUUUCUUGGUUGUUUACAUAAAAAGUGACAGAACUUUUUUUUUUUCGUGAAUCAGCAAGUAUGACAUUAUAAAUGCCUUUCAGGAGAGCCGGUCUGAAAAUGUGCACCAUUAUCUCUUCCAUGACAUCCACUUGGAA